Molecule: messenger RNA, 1062 nt
Organism: Bacidia gigantensis
Lineage: Eukaryota; Fungi; Ascomycota; Lecanoromycetes; Lecanorales; Ramalinaceae
Exons: 3
Coding region: 1-1062 (353 amino acids)
Source: RefSeq, a predicted model, not a curated record
AUGCGUAUUUCCAUCUUUCUCGUUCUUUCAUGUCUCAGUGCAACCAUUAGUGGCGAGGACGGGCCUAUACAGGACCCAGGCUCGACCUACAUUGCCAGCUACAAAUCCUCCGCUUGCACCGGUCACGUGAAGCAUAAGAUCAAGGUCAAGAACGACACAGAUCUCAUUCUCUUCAAGCCGACUGAAGGCAUAAACUCCUUCGGAAUCAACGUGGGCAACCCAGCGACAUAUUUGAACUUUUUCAAGGGCGAUAAAUGCGAUCAGCUCGCGGCCGUCCUCAGUCGUCCAGAUGUUAAUCAACCUGUGCCUGAUAUAACGAAGUUCUGGGUCGCUAAUUACGCAUCGAAAGACUGCACAGGGCCGAUCCUCAACUCAGAAGUGGUCUUCCUCCCAGACCCUCAUGCAAAUGUGACUAUAUUCAAACCGAAGGCAGACGCAAAAUCUUACGUCAUCAAUAUUGGCUCUGAGCGGGAACAUGUCAAUAUACUCUGGGGUAAAAAAUGCGACACUGUAAGCUGGACUCCAGGCUCAAAGGCCGAAUCGGAGCAAGCCUUUAGAACGGAGAGACCCCAAUUAUGCCUGAAAAAGGACGACAAGCCUACCGGAAAGCCCCGAAACAUGCGCACCUUCAUUGUCUCCAUCCUCGGCUGCCUCAGCGCAACCAUCCUUGGUGCUGCAGGUUCUACACCACCUCUGGACAACAGAUCCCUAACCUACGUCGCCAGCUUCAACACAUCCGACUGCACUGGUCGAACAACCGGGCCAGAUAACGGCAUACUCAUGCUCCCUGACGAUCCCAACGUCGUUACUAGAUGGCACCACCACCGCGACUUGACAUCCUAUGGUGUCAACAUUGGCUCCAACGAUGUUUUCGUCGUCGCUUUAUCAGAAAGCGGGGGAAAUUGCGACUAUGAAUUUUAUCGAUAUCCACUCAUAGGAGAUCCUCCCAAUGCUCUCUGGUUCUGCGAAAACUACCACCGCCACGAUCCUUCGGAAACGGAUAUCGAAAACCCUUUUCGAUUUGCUUGUGGGUUCAAGAGGUAUAAGAACACAACUAAAUAG